Paramecium primaurelia is the source of this 403-nucleotide messenger RNA. Lineage: Eukaryota; Ciliophora; Oligohymenophorea; Peniculida; Parameciidae. The record is from the annotation of a GenBank genome assembly.
AUGAAAAUAUUAAUGCUUUUGUUAUUGGUGUUAGUGAAUGUAAAUAAUCUGUAUUAAGUCAGAGCAUUCUUUGAGUAUUUCCUUAGAACAAAAUGAUCUGGAUGAUACUGUGCUUUUACAAAAAGAAGAAACUUUAACACUAUUAGAUAUUGCAAACGAACUGGAAUAAUAUCAUUUGUUUUAAGUCUUGGGUAUGAUGAUAAAGAUAUAAAAAAUAGGAUUUGAGACUUAGGAUAGAUAAAUGAAAAGGUUGGCAGUAGCCUCAAUAAUAUCAAUUUUAACAAUUGCUGCAUGUUGUGGGUGUUCAUAGAUAAUAUAAGCUUAUUCAAAAUCAUGCAAGUAGAAACUUCCACCUCCAAAAAAUUAAUAUAGAAGGCUAGAACAAAAUGCAGACUCUUUAUGA